Leptomonas pyrrhocoris is the source of this 684-nucleotide messenger RNA. RefSeq lists its product as hypothetical. The transcript has a single exon. Bases 1 to 684 code for a protein of 227 amino acids. The record is from RefSeq and is a predicted model, not a curated record. Lineage: Eukaryota; Euglenozoa; Kinetoplastea; Trypanosomatida; Trypanosomatidae.
AUGCGCUGGCUCUCGAGGCGGACAGGUAUCGCCACGAGUACGAGCUACGCCGUGAGCAGCUGCACAAUGACUAUGCGCUGCAGCGUAGCAACUCGGACAACGACGCAAAGCUGCUCCAACAGCAACUUGAGUUCCAGAAAUCCAACCUGGACGACCGUGAGCGACGCGUCUCCACUCGUGAACGAGAAUUGGAACAGAAGAGGCGAGCGUACGCAAGAGAUCGAGAAGCCUUGGACACCAAUUGGGACGAUCUCCAGAAGACGGCGCAGGAACGGAUUGCCAAGCUGCAGAAACAGGGCAAUACCCUCGAGGCGGAAAGGGUUCAGUUGGAAGUUGAGAAAAAACUGGUCGUUGACCAAAAAGCGUACAACGAAAACAAGGCGGCUGUACUCGAAAAAGAGCGAAAUGAGCUCGAUGAAGCAAAGAUCGGCUUGGAAGUGGAAAAGGCGACGAUUGCUGCGGAGCGCAAAAAAUCGGAUGAAGCCUGUCAAGCUCUUGAAGAAAGGAACUUCCGCACCCCCAUGUCAGCGUCCAGAAAGGUUCUUCCGCAACGAGAUACCCCGAUCAGAAAGAAGCCACUCAAACCCAAGACGAUCCACUUCGUGGACGCAGAUGACGACGGUGAUGAUUCAGAUGACAACAGCAGCGACUCGACAUCGUCGGAUCCAGCGAAGGAGAUCCUGA